CUAUGUGCUAACUCCACAUACAGAAGAAAAAUAUAAAAAAAUUAAUGAGGAAUUUGAUAAUAUGAUGCGGAAUCAUAAAAUCGCACCUGGUUUACCACCUCAAAACUUCUCAAUGUCUGUCACAGUCCCUGUGACCAGCCCUAAUGCUUUGUCCUAUACUAACCCAGGGAGUUCACUUGUGUCCCCGUCUUUGGCAGCCAGCUCAACAUUAGCCGAUUCAAACAUGCUGUCUCCACCUCAAGCCACGUUACACAGAAAUGUGUCCCCUGGAGUCCCUCAGAGACCACCAAGUACUGGCAGUGCAGGUGGGAUGUUGAGCACUUCAGACCUCACAGUGCCAAAUGGAGCCGGAAGCAGCCCAGUGGGGAAUGGAUUUGUAAACUCCAGAGCUUCUCCAAAUUUGAUUGGAACUACUGGUGCAAACAGCUUAGGCAAAGUCAUGCCUACAAAGUCUCCCCCUCCUCCCGGUGGCGGCAAUCUUGGAAUGAACAGUCGAAAACCAGAUCUUCGCGUUGUCAUCCCUCCUUCAAGCAAGGGCAUGAUGCCUCCCCUGUCGGAGGAAGAGGAAUUGGAGUUGAAUACCCAGAGGAUAAGCAGUUCUCAAGCCACUCAACCUCUAGCUACCCCAGUCGUGUCUGUGACCACCCCAAGCUUGCCUCCACAGGGACUGGUGUACUCAGCCAUGCCGACCGCCUACAACACUGAUUACUCGCUGACUAGUGCGGACCUGUCGGCCCUGCAGGGCUUCAACUCGCCGGGAAUGCUGUCUCUGGGACAGGUGUCGGCCUGGCAGCAACACCAUUUAGGACAAGCAGCCCUCAGCUCUCUGGUUGCUGGAGGGCAGUUAUCUCAGGGUUCGAAUUUAUCCAUUAAUACCAACCAAAACAUCAACAUUAAGUCAGAACCAAUUUCACCUCCCCGGGAUCGAAUGACCCCCUCAGGCUUCCAGCAGCAGCAGCAGCAGCCGCAGCCACAGCCGCAGCCCCCCCAGCCCCCCCAGCCCCGGCAGGAAAUGGGGCGCUCCCCCGUGGACAGUCUGAGCAGCUCGAGCAGCUCCUACGACGGUAGUGACCGGGAGGAUCCGCGGGGCGACUUCCACUCUCCAAUUGUGCUUGGCCGACCCCCGAACAGUGAAGACAGAGAAAGCCCUUCUGUAAAGCGAAUGAGGAUGGACGCGUGGGUGACCUAAGGCUUCCGGGCUGGUGUUUGUACGUGGCGUUACUGCAGUGAACUGCCCUACAUAUCUAAAUUGGUAAAUAAGGACAUGAGUUAAAUAUAUUUAUAUGUACAUACAUACAUAUAUAUCCCUUUAUAUAUAUAUAUGUAUGUGGGCGUGAGUGUGUGUAUGUGUGGGUGUGUGUCACAUACGGAAUCAGGCACUUACCUGCCUCGUAGAUCUGCAGAUGUGCGUCCCAUGGCAAACAAAGCACCCUGUAGGCGGAGUCUAGUCUGGCACUUCCUUGGACUACUUGUUUCAUAAGAUAACCAGUUUUUGCAGAGAAACGUGUACCCAUAUAUGAUUCUCCCACACUAGCUUGCAGAAACCUAGAGGGCCCCUACUUGUUUUAUUUAACUGUGCAGUGACUGUAGUUACUUAAGAAAAAUGCUUUGUAGAACAGAGCAGUAGAAAAGCAGGAACCAAGAAAGCAAUACUGUACAUAAAAUGUCAUUUAUAUUAAUUACCCAGCCUGGCAUGGGUCUCUGUUGCAGAGGGGUGCAUGGGAAGGGCUGUUGAUAUUUUAAAAAACAAAACAAAAAAGCCCCACACAUAACUGUUUUGCACGUGCAAAAAUGUAUUGGGUCAGAGAAGUGAUCUUUAGCUAAUAAAAAAGAGAGAGAGUAGAAAACACGCAUGAGAUAUUCAGAAAAUACUAGCCUAGAAAUAUAGAGCAUUAACAAAAUAAAUUAAUAUAUUAAGUUAUAAUUGGACUAUGUCAGAAGUUUCUUUUUACAUUCAUAUCUUAAAGAAACUGAUUUUAGCUCAUGUAUAUUUUAUAUGAAAGAAAACACCCUUAUGAAUUGAUGACUAUAUAUAAAAUUAUAUUCACUACUUUUGAACACAUUCUGCUAUGAAUUAUUUAUAUAAGCCAAAGCUGUAUGUUGUAACUUUUUUUUUAAGAGAAUAGCUUUAUCUUGUUUUAACUUUUUAGUUUUAUUUUAAGAGGGGAAAAAAAACAAAACAAAAAUAUCUUGCAAGCAGAACCUUGGAAAAAAAAAGCCAUGAACACUUAUUAUUCUAUAUGUAAAUUAAAAGUUGAGCCAAACUCUUUGUGUAUAUAGCAUCUUAAAUAUAUUAUCACCUUUGAUGUAAGUACCUAUGUAUUGUAUGGUCACCAGAUUAAAAAGUAUAUUUUUGUGGAUUGCCGCCAAUUUGGGGGGAAAAGGCGAGAUCCUUAUCAAGUAGAGUAUUCACUGUUUAAUAUUUACUAUUUUGUUAAAUAUACUGUACUUUGGAUUUUAAUUAUUAGCCCAGUCUUUUUCGGAGGAUUGUAUAAAGGGGUUUCUCCCCUCACUGGUGGUGAAUGUGUGAUGUUACAUUGUAAUCUUUGUGCUGUAUGGGUUGAGCAUCAUUAUAUAUUUUAUAUGUGUACAUAAAUAGCAAAGUGGCAAAAAAAAAAAACUGGUGUUAAGUUCAUCUUGCAUAAAUAUAAAAUGUGUUGUAACAGAUUUUAUAAGGCAUUAUUUAAAACUUGCCUUUUGUGAGGAAAAAAAUAUAGUAGAAAAAGCUGACCUAAUUUAACUAAUAUUAGAGAUCAUGGCAAAAUAGUAGAUGAGCACAAAGGUUUUAUAAGUGGUAAAUGAUUAGGGAGAAAUAAUUCUGGGGGGGAAGGGAUCUUUUCUUCCUUGACCCUCUAAAAUCGAAUGAUGCAGCUGGUUACAAAAUCCUACCAUCCUGAACUCUCUGUGCAGUGAAAUGACACUUUGGUGUGGGGAGAAAUUCUCUUGUGGGCAGAUCCUCGGCACGGCCUGCCGUCCUAAUGGAGCCCGUGCUGCACUCAGCUUAGCUUCUGAACAAGGCCUUACUCCUCCUGCAGGAAGACAGCGAAGGCGUGAUAGCAGGUUCGUGCGUUUCCUGGGCUUGUGCCACAAACAAAAUUCAAAGUCCUGUAUAUCUUUCAUCAUAGAUUUUUUAAAUACUCCCUUUCCUGAGAAACUCAAAAUAAGGGUUUAAGAGUUGCUGCUAUUUUGUAUUUUACACUUAAUAUUGAGCAGCUACCUACAGUUUUUACUUAUGUUUUGCUUUUCCCCCUAAAUUGCCUUCCUUUUGACAAUUUCCUCAUAAUGCUAUUUGUGACAAAUCAUCAGCCAGGUUUCCUGACUGACACAUAGGUAUUAGGUACAGGAUAAACCUGUGGCGUUCACAACUAAAAAAAAAUGGAAUUCUGUUUUAAUUUUUGAUAGAGGCCAAAAAAGGGAGGGUGAUGUGCCGUCUCCUCGUCAGUAUAGACAUUUGGCUUGUCCUCAGAAAGGAUUAGUUUUUCGUUAAAAUGUACUUCUUUUACUGAACUACAUACAGGCACAUUUCUUCAUAAGGUCACACUUAAUUGAAACAAGACAGUCUCCCAACACUGAAUUUCCAAGAUGAUCCUUACCACUUUGUAAACCAUUUAUAGCUUUGAAAGUGUUAAGUGAUUCUUCCGUUAUUAUUUAUGCAUGUUCAUGAACUUCUGCUGUACAUUGGAAUAGGAGUUAACACAUUCACAUUUACUGUCUAUUUUCUUGUGUGCCUUAUGAGAUGGCUUUUCUGACUGUAUCUCAAUAGUCUUUCUUUCUAUGCAGGUUUAUAAUCAGUACAACUACUGUUUUCUAAAAUAAUAGUACACAAGGCUCGGAGUUUGUAUUUCAAUUACACUGACCAAGUAACAAUGUAUUCCGUUUUCAGGAAGUGAAUAUUUGACUGUUAACCCUCUUCCUGUAUGCCCAGUGAGACGUGGAGCAUACGGACUUGACAGACACCCCUCACCCAGACACCAUGUACAAACACAUACACAUGCACAUCUCCUGGUGGAAACCAACUCAGAGCGGGGAAGACACGAAGGGUGUUUCUUUAGAACCGACUUUUCUUACCGUUUUAGACUCAUGUGUUUUGUAUGACACCAUCACAAGAAAAUUUUAUCCUUCAGAUGAAGUAUUUUAUUACUAAAAGACAAAAACAAAAAAAGCUUAGAGUACACCGCACUGGUUGAAGUACAGUUUCCCUCCGUGCGCCGCCCGGCACGACACUGAGAGCAGAGCCACCAUCGUAUGUCUGCAGAUGGUCCCGAUCAAAACUCCAUCUUUUGAGCCCUAAUUCUGUCCAUUGUGUUCGAGACUAAAUCAGGGGUUUGUUCUAAAAGAACAGUAUAUGUUUUACCGUUUCCUUUACCUAUAAGGACAGCUAACAAAGCAUUAACAUAUUUUCUUGAUUAACCAUCAUGCGCACAAGAAAUACAUAGUAAAUAAGGAACCAGAAAACUCCUGGCGUCGGAUCAUGAGAAGCUAGAUGAGUAGAAUGUGAAAAAGAUUUUACAAAUGUAAAACUUUUAUUUCUCUGUAGAAACUUUCUUCACUUUGCUGUGCAAGAAGACACUGCUUUGCUAUAUUUAAAAUGGCUUUUUUAAAAAGAGAUUUAUGUAUUUGGUAAAUGUUUGUAGUCAACAGUUCACACAAGAAGCUGUACACGGUUUGAUCACGUAAAACCGUUUGGCGGCACAAGCUGGACUUUGUUGCCAUCCUUGAGAUGAACCUUUUAAGAAAAAUAAGUUAAUCUCAAUUUUUCCCUGAA
Messenger RNA from Panthera uncia (snow leopard), 4765 nucleotides. RefSeq names its product myocyte enhancer factor 2A (gene MEF2A). The coding region runs from base 62 to 1189 and encodes 375 amino acids. The transcript is spliced from 8 exons. NCBI's taxonomy places the organism in Eukaryota, Metazoa, Chordata, Mammalia, Carnivora, Felidae. The record is from RefSeq and is a predicted model, not a curated record.